Cladocopium goreaui is the source of this 1346-nucleotide messenger RNA. Lineage: Eukaryota; Dinophyceae; Suessiales; Symbiodiniaceae. The record is from the annotation of a GenBank genome assembly.
GUGGUCGGAAAGUUGGGCUUCAUUUGUGUCCUGGGAUUUCUCUACGUCCCGGACUACGGUGGCGACGAACUGGGCUGCUCUCAGCGCUUGGAUUUCUGGUUCCUGGGGAAUUGGUCCUUCAGCUGUCUCAAGUUGAACGUUCCACGUAGCGUGCGACUGCAACUCUUCCUCGCCUCCGUCCGAGGGCCAUUCUUGACCGCGGGUCUCUUUGGUAUCUUCAAGAAGACUUUGCUGCCGAUUCUCCUGGAAUACUUGCGAUCGCUGGAAGCUACCACUCAGCCCCUGAAGUGCAUUGUGAGGUGCUCCAUUGCCUUCCUGCGGUUGUUGAUGGCGAUCUUGUACUGCGACCUGUAUGCCAGAGAUGCCGGUGCCGCCGCGUCCUUGGGCUCCGUGGUGCGGCUCGCGGCGCCCAGCGACGCGGCGCAGCAGGCGCUGCGGGAGGGGCAGCGGAGGCCCUUUGAUCCGUUGAAGGAGUCGGUCGAAUUGCUGAUGCAUUUCCUCUGGGUCUCCUGCUUCGUGGCUGUCUAUCCGCUCGGUGGCAUCCUGGCCUUCGCCAAUCAGGCCCUGGAGCUCCGUUUCGACGCCCUCAAACUCCUGGCCGCGCGGCGUCGGCCCUGGCCUCCGCCGGCCUCGGCUGAGAAGGAGUGGGUUCCAUCCUGUGCCAAGUGGAUCGUGCACAUUGCCAUCGUGAUGAACGUACUGGUGCUGCUGUUACCUUUCGCCCUGGCUGCUUCUGAUUGUGGAGGGGCCCUCAUCGUUGAGAAUCCAUGCAGCCUAAAGACGGUUGUGACUGCCGUGCUGGGCAUUCUUGGCCUUGAAAUCUACUGGUCCCUCCUCUCGAAGCUUCUGCGCUGCGCCUGGCAUCGCCUGGGCUGUGCCCGGCCCGCCGCGUUCGAAAACGGUGCAGCUUCCCGCGUACCGCCGGCCGUGCAUGGCGCAGGUGACUUUUCUCCGGAGAUUUUGCCUUCAGCCUCCACGAAGACGGUGAAAACGAAGCGUUUCGUCACGGCCACCGACUGUUGCGCGUCCUGGUGUCGAUGGCUAUGACGGAUGGUAUGGAUAGCUGGAUGGCGCCAAGUUCAAGGUCCGUCGUGUCAUGACGCCAUUGGGUUGGACCACCGGUUGGCAGGGCCUUCCUGGACGAUGGCGAGGCGACGUGGGGCGAAAGGAUCCUGGGUGAAAGCUGAAACAAGACGUGCGAGCACUGCGAGCGCGAAUCUUCAAACAUGGAUAUCGUGUUGAAGAUCAUUUGAGUACUCAAUUACUCAAUAUACAUCUGAGUUCUGAGAUAAUGGAAGAACUUGGUCUCACUGAUAGAUUGUCGUAGUGGCUGCUGCGAGAGAAAA